GCGCCAUUUUGAUACAAUCAGAAAAAUUGUAAGCGCUUGUCGCCCGGCUAUUUGGAAGCAUUUGUUAAAGCGUUGAGCAUUGUUUUAGUAUUAAACUUUUAGAUAUUUGUAUCAGAAAUGGGUAAAAAGGACAAAAAAGGCGAAACAACGGAUCCAUCCAGCGAAGAAGAAUACGUCGUGGAAAAAGUACUCGACAAAAAAAUAGUCAAAGGAAAGAUCCAAUAUCUGCUAAAGUGGAAGGGGUACAGAGAGGAUGAGAGUACUUGGGAGCCUGUUGAAAAUCUUGACUGUGAAGAGUUGAUCAAAACAUUUGAAGAAAGUAGAAAGGAAAAAGAGAAAUCCAAAAAGACGGAAGAACGUGGUAAGAAACGUGUGCGAGAGUCUAGCGUGGAGACAAGUGCGUCAGGCCGCAAAGGCCGAGGCACCAGUGUCUCCUCUGUUGAGGAACCUAAAGAGAACAAGCGGGAGAAAGAGGAAAAAUCUGGCUUCGAAAAAGGUUUUAAAGCUGAGAAAAUUAUUGGUGCGUCAGAUGCUACGGGUGAACUAAUGUUCCUAAUAAAAUGGAUGGACUCAGAUGAAGCAGAGCUGGUCCCCGCCAAAGUGGCCAACAUCAAAUGUCCACAACAAGUAAUUGCAUUCUAUGAAGAGAGGUUGACAUGGCACACUCCGGCCGAGUCUGAUUGAUAGAGCAAGUUCAAAAGUGCAUUUGAUUCAGACAUUAUAAGAAAAAUUUACUAAAUUUAUUGUUUUAUGGUUAUAAGGGCCCUUAUUAUAGUUGGUACUGUUCGGUGUGAAUGUGUUUGUGUAUUUUUUAGUUUCCGAUGAACUUUCAAGUCUGCAAAUAUGUGAAUAAAACCUACAAUAAAAGUCAAGCCAUACAAGUGAUGAGUACUUUUUAGUUUAGAGUUAACCUCAGUAAUAAUGUUUGAAAAUUUUUUUUUUUUUCAAAAUAAUGAAGAUUUUUUUUUUUGGAAUGUAAUGAUUUUUUUUGAAACUUAAUUUUUUAUUUAGAAAUUUGAAUGUUAGUCUAUGGAUAUGAUCAAUGUUAUAAUUAUAAUAAGCACGAUAUAGAUUUAAAUAAAUUCUUUUUAGCCACCUUAAAAAUUUCAAUAACAAAAUUUAAUGUUUUUGUAAAAAAGUUCUGGCAUUUUCAUGGAUAAUUUAUGAAAUUACAAAUUUUUUUUCCUCAACACAAUUCCACAUAUACAAUGUUUUAGAACCAUGUCUGUUCUACGAAUUUGAUAAAUACUCAUUUUGUUUUAUAAAUUCGAGAUUCUUCACAUCUAAAUAAUAAGUAAUAAAAAGUUUGCUCAAGAAUAAUAAAUAGUUUUGCAUGUAAUAAGAGAUCAUAAUCCAACAAUUUUUUCAUUGUUGAUUCGUAGAACAUUGUCAGUUGUGUGGUAAAAAAAUGAAACCUUUGUAAAUGACCAUUGUCUGAAUAUUUCUUAGCAAAAGAGAAUAUAUAUAUAUAUAUAUUUAGAAGUACGUAACUUGUACACAGUACGUCUGUGUAGUUAUAUGUAACACGCAAGUGAUCUUUAUAAU
This is a messenger RNA of Papilio xuthus (Asian swallowtail), 1545 nucleotides long. The record is from RefSeq and is a predicted model, not a curated record. NCBI's taxonomy places the organism in Eukaryota, Metazoa, Arthropoda, Insecta, Lepidoptera, Papilionidae.